AUGGGAGUAGGAGCGUUCCUCGAGCCUCUGACGGUCAUCGUCCUUCUCUUUGGAGGUACCUGGAUCAACCGAACAACAGGAUCGUUCCCUGCACGCAGAACCCGCCGCAGAUCCAGCAUCCCUUCACGUGGCAGCUCUCCGGAUGCGACAGAGUCCGGACUGUCCACACCAACCGCAAAGGACGGCCUGUUGUCUCGUCGCUUGUCCUCAUCUUCAUCGGCACUCUUACAAGAUGGCCAGAGUCGGUGGCGCAAGAGGCAGUUGGGGAUCUUUUCGUCGACCUUGGAGGUCACCUCUCCAAACACCAUCGUCUUCCAAGAUCGCCUGCUUAGUCGCCUCCUACGCAAGUUCCCUUUCUUAGUCGAAUGCUGGUACUGGGCGUUAGUGUACUGGACAUACCAAUUAGGUCGAGCUUUUACUGCCGUUACGCUGCAAGAAGGCACCGUCGACGUGGCGAGGAAACAUGCGCUACAGCUGAUACAGGUUGAAGAGGCGCUGGGACUAUUCUUGGAGGUUCCUAUACAGCGGUUCUUCCUCCGGCACACCAGACUCAUGAUGUGGACAAACUGGAUCUACUCCUUCAUUCAUAUCCCGGGAACCAUUGCCUUCCUCGUUUGGCUCUACUACUACACGACCACUAGAAACCGAUACGAUGAAUCUCAGCCUGGCAAGCCUCGUGGAUUCAUGAGUGGCUCGCCCGCAGGCCCGCGCCUCUAUCAAGCUCGUCGUCGAACACUUGCCGUGUGCAAUCUGCUUGCGUUCGUGGUGUUUACUUUGUGGCCCUGCAUGCCACCUCGACUGUUGAGCGACAAGGACGCGCAGGGUCCUGAUGCAGCUCGGGGUCGUAGCUAUGGAUUUGUGGAUACGGUGCAUGGCGUCAACGGUGCAGGCAGCGUUUGGACCGAAAACCGCUUCUGCAACCAGUACGCCGCCAUGCCCUCCUUGCAUUUCGGCUACUCUCUGAUGAUUGGUCUCACGAUCAUGACCAUACCGCUGCCGCCACAUCAUCGUCGGCGCUCGCGCAUCGCGAUUGGCCCUGUCGGGCUGCAGGUUCCGUCAUGGCGCCGACUCGUCUGCCUGGCCAUGGGCUUUGCUUAUCCAUUUGUCAUCCUGGCCGCCAUUGUCGCGACUGCCAACCAUUUCAUUCUGGACGCCGUGGCCGGUGCCACGGUGUGUGCUCUUGGGUGGAAAUUCAACGGCAUCCUGCUGAACCUGCUUCCCCUGGAAGACUACUUCCUCUGGGCUCUUCGUAUCCAUAAACCGGUGCCGGCCGCAAUGGAAGAAUUCGAAGGGGCUGAUGGGUGGACUGAUGAUGAGGGAUUGCCUGAACAUACUUCCCUUCCUUGGUGA
Messenger RNA from Aspergillus vadensis CBS 113365, 1350 nucleotides. Its product is annotated as phosphatase PAP2 family protein. NCBI's taxonomy places the organism in Eukaryota, Fungi, Ascomycota, Eurotiomycetes, Eurotiales, Aspergillaceae. The coding region runs from base 1 to 1350 and encodes 449 amino acids. Gene Ontology annotation, biological process: sphingolipid biosynthetic process; inositol phosphoceramide metabolic process. The transcript has 3 exons. Gene Ontology annotation, molecular function: inositol phosphoceramide synthase activity. Gene Ontology annotation, cellular component: inositol phosphoceramide synthase complex. The record is from RefSeq and is a predicted model, not a curated record.